Messenger RNA from Gastrolobium bilobum, 4062 nucleotides. Its product is annotated as zinc finger BED domain-containing protein DAYSLEEPER-like. Lineage: Eukaryota; Viridiplantae; Streptophyta; Magnoliopsida; Fabales; Fabaceae. The coding region runs from base 296 to 3691 and encodes 1131 amino acids. The transcript has 2 exons. The record is from RefSeq and is a predicted model, not a curated record. Gene Ontology annotation, molecular function: protein dimerization activity; DNA binding.
UUGCCCUAUUCUGAAACUUUUCAGAAACUUAUCUCUCGAACCAGUACGAAACCACAUACCAUACACCAGAAACCCUUGAACUCGAAGAAGGUCCAAUUAGCUUCUCGGGUUCGUUCCAAGGCCCAAUCACCAUCUCCCUCCGGUGAGCCCUCUCUCUCUCUCUCCUCUCUCUGCAAAACCCUAGAUCUCUCUCCGGCCAUCCCUGAAGGCUCGGUUUCCGGUUCGGAUCCUUGUUUUCACCGUCAGAUUCCGUUGACGUAUAUAUUAACUGCAGGAAGAUACAUAUCAAGACAAGAUGGUCACCCUUGAAGAAGACAAAGUGGUCGUGACUCCUGAUGCGAAAAAUAUGCCAGUCAGUACGGAUUUUCAGCCUAGCAACGAUCUGGCAACUUCCGAAACUCUGUCUGGCAGUAAUGUGGAAAAUUCCGAGUCUCAGCCCAACAAGGAUUUCUCCAAUUCCAUAGCAGAGCCUAACAAAGGACUUUCUGCAUCUGAAACCGAGACUUCUAGUGCUGAUGCAAAUGCUGGGACACUGCCCAACCAUGAGGAAGACAACACCAAAGAACCUCCAAACAAUGAGCAGGAGAAUUCUGAAUCACUACCUAACAACCAGUCAAGCAAUGCUGAGGCUCCACACAACAAUCAGCCAGUUGAUUCCGAGGCCCUAGUCAACCCUGAAGCACUGCCCAACGAUCAGCUUGUUAGUUCCGAAGUUACUCUUGACAAGAAGCCUGCCUCUGAAGCUCCGUUCAGCAACGAGCUGAUUAAUUCCGAGGCACUUCCAAAUAAUGGUGUGGUUAAUUCUGAAAUACAGACCAGUAAUGACGUGGCUGUAUCUGAAACACAGCACACUGAUGAGGUGGUUUUGUCUGAAACACAUCCCAGCAAUGAGGUGGUCAUAGCUGACACUCAGCCAAACAGUGAGGUAGUCAUGUCUGACACACAGCCCAGCAGUGAGAUAGUCAUGUCUGACACACAUCCCAGCAGUGAGAUAGUCAUGUCUGAGACACAGCCGAGCAAUGACACCAUCAUGCAUGAAGCACAGACUAGCAAUGAUGUGGUCAUGUCUGAAGUUCUGCCUGAAAAUGAGUUGGCCAAUUCCGCAUCAGAUUCGAACAAUCAACUUUCUCAUCCAGAAACUCUUUCUGAUGAUAAUCAUCAGUUCACUAAUCUCCAUAUGAUUCCGGAAGAUCAGAUGCCUCAACCUGAAUCUCUGCCCAAUUCUGAUCCCCUACCUACUUCUGAACCACUGGCAGACAGUCAUCUCUCAGACAUCAAACCAAUGCAUCAUAAUCAUCCCGAAACUGUUUCUGUUGAUAAUCAUCAUUUCACUAAUAUCCAUAUGAUUCCGGAAGAUCAGCUACCCCAACCUGAAUCAUUGCCCAAUUCUGAUCCCCUACCUACUUCUGAACCAUUGGCAGACAGUCAUCUCACAGAAAUCAAACCAAUGCCUCAUAAUCAUCUGGCCCAGUAUGAUACGCUGCCCAACAAUCAUCUGGAACAUUCUGAGGCACUGUCAAACCAUCAGCUAACUGACUCUGUGACAUUGUCCCAUGAACAGCUAGGUAAUUCCCAAAUGUUGCCUCACUAUGAGCUGGAACAUAGUGAAACACUGCACGGCAAUCAGCUAGUCAGUUCUCAAACACACUAUGAGAUAGUCAAUGCUAACACCCUACCCAGCUACGAGAUAGUAAAUGCUGAAACUCCACUGAACAGUGAGGAACCUACCCCAGAAACUCAGCCAAACAAGAGGAGGAAAAAGAAGUCUAUAGUCUGGGAACACUUUACUAUAGAAACAGUCAGUGCUGGAUGUAGGAGGGCAUGCUGCAAGCAAUGCAAGCAAAGUUUUGCCUAUAGUACUGGUUCCAAAGUUGCUGGUACCAGCCACCUUAAACGUCACAUUGCCAAGGGGACGUGCUCAGCUCUUCUGCGUAGCCAAGAUCCAAAUCAAUUGACCCCAUAUACUCCACGUGCUCGGGGAGGUGGUGCUGCCAAUGCUAGCACUACACCAAAGCGACGUUAUAGAUCCCCUAGCACUCCUUAUAUCAUUUUUGAUCAAGACCGCUGCCGCCAUGAGAUUGCUAGGAUGAUCAUUAUGCAUGGUUACCACCUUCACAUGGUUGAGGAUCCAGGAUUUGUAGCAUUUGUCCGAAAUCUGCAGCCCCAGUUCAAUAUGGUGACCUUUAACACUGUUCAGGGAGACUGUGUUGCAACUUACUUGAUGGAGAAGCAAAACCUUAUGAAGUAUUUUGAGGGAUUACCAGGACGUGUUUGUCUGACACUGGACAUCUGGACCUCUGGUCAAUCCGUAGGGUAUGUGUUUAUAACUGGACAUUUUGUUGAUAGUGAUUGGAAGUUGCAAAGGAGAAUUCUCAAUGUUGUGAUGGAACCAUACCCUGAUUCUGACUCUGCUAUUAGCCAUGCUAUCGCUGUUUGCCUUUCUGAUUGGAAUUUGGAGGGCAGGCUGUUUUCUAUCACUUGUAAUCAGGCAGUGAGUGAGGUUGCCCAUGAAAGUCUCAGACCGUUACUCUCUGUGAAGAAUCCACUUAUCCUCAAUGGUCAAUUGCUAGUUGGAAAUUGCAUUGCCCGAACUUUAAGUAAUGUUGCAAAUGAUUUGUUGAGCUCAGUGCAAGGCAUAGUAAAAAAAAUCCGGGAUAGUGUAAAAUAUGUAAAAACUUCUGAAUCACAUGAGGAAAAAUUCAUGGAACUCAAGCAGCAACUUCAGGUCCCCAGUGAUAGGAGCCUUUUUAUUGAUGACCAAACCCAAUGGAAUACAACAUAUCAAAUGCUGGUGGCAUCUUCUGAGCUAAAGGAAGUGUUUUCUUGUUUGGACACUUCCGAUCCUGAUUAUAAAGGAGCCCCAUCUAUGCAAGAUUGGAAGCUGGUUGAGACCCUCUGCACAUACUUGAAGCCCCUUUUUGAUGCAGCAAACAUUCUUACCACAACAACUCAUCCCACUGCCAUUACCUUCUUUCAUGAAGUUUGGAAAUUGCAGUUGGAUCUGAGUCGUGCUGUUAUGACCGAGGAUCCCUUCAUUAGCAUCCUUACUAAACCCAUGCAAGAAAAGAUUGAUAAGUACUGGAGAGAUUGUAGUCUGGUCUUGGCAAUUGCGGUAGUUAUGGAUCCUCGUUUCAAGAUGAAGCUUGUUGAGUUCAGUUUCACAAAAAUCUAUGGCGAUGAUGCUCAUGUAUUUGUCAAGAUUGUUGAUGAUGGAAUUCAUGAGCUGUUUCAUGAGUAUGUGGCCCUUCCCCUGCCACUAACACCAGCUUAUGCAGAAGAAGGGAGCCACGUGAAGAUGGAGGGAUCUCCAGGAGGAACUCUGCUGUCAGAUAAUGGACUAACAGAUUUUGAUGUUUACAUCAUGGAAACUACUAGCCAUCAGACCAAGUCUGAAUUGGACCAGUAUCUGGAAGAAUCACUGUUGCCACGUGUUCCGGACUUCGACGUAUUAGGUUGGUGGAGGCUAAACAAACUCAAGUACCCUACUCUUUCCAAGAUGGCCCGGGAUAUAUUGUCUGUUCCAGUUUCCACUGUUCCUCGUGACUCUGUCUUUGAUACAAAAGCCAAAGAGAUGGAUCAUUAUAGAAGUUCCUUGCGACCAGAGACAGUGGAGGCCCUUGUUUGUGCCAAAGACUGGAUGCACUAUGGAGCAGCUGAAGCUUCCAAUGCGCUCGUGAAAAUGGAAUUCUAGAUUUUAUUUUUGUGUUAGGGGAGGGUGCGCUACUUGUGGAUUGGAAAAAAAGGGGAAGAGAAUGGGAGAAGGAAACGCUGGUUGAAUCUACGUGCUCUUUAUGAUGGUAGGUUCUGCUGUUUACUUGUUGUUCCUAGUUCUAGGUUGUGCUUUUUAAUUUACGUGAUUUGGAUGAUUGGACGUGAAUACUUAAAUUCUAGUGUAGCUUCGGGUUUAGAUGCUUAGAAUAGAUACUCCCUUCAGUUAUGGCCUUAUGGGUCAAUGUAAUCAUUCAAGUUCUCAAUGUGCAAUUAUCAGGAUUCAGGAGCUGCAGAUAUUUGGAUUGGGCUGGUUUUGCCCCAUCAGGAAUCCACCCCUUUUUUUUGUUCUCU